AUGAUCGUUAAUGCGCAGUAUGUCCCGCAGGAGUGUGCGCGAGCUGGUGCCGGCGCUGAGCGGGUGUGUGAAGAUGGCGCCGCCCCACCACUUCGACUGGACAUCAAUGACUCCAACAUACCCAAAGUGAGCGAGUUCGACCUCUUCUGCGACUGGGCCGACGGACACUGCCGCUUCGUGUACCCGCCGGAGCUCGAGGAGGCCAAGAGGCACUCCUCAGGCUGGGCCAUGAGGAACACAAACAACCACAACGUCAAUAUUCUCAAAAAGUCGUGUCUGGGAGUGGUCGUUUGCAGUCUCCGGUGCACACUUGACGGCGGGAUGAAGGUCCACCUCCGACCCGCCAUCUGUGACAAGGCGAGGAAGAAGCAACAAGGGAAGCCGUGUCCUAACAAGUCCUGUUCGGGAAAGCUGGAGGUCCUGCCGUGUCGGGGUCACUGCGGAUACCCCGUCACGCACUUCUGGCGUCACACCGACCACGCCAUCUUCUUCCAGGCUAAGGGCGUGCACGACCACCCACGACCCGAGGCCAAGAGUACAGCCGAAGCUAGGAGGAGUCUCACAGGUCGUGGACUCUCCCUGCACCAUCACCACCCCGACGACCGCCGCCACGACUCUCGGAGACCAAGGUAA
Penaeus vannamei (Pacific white shrimp) is the source of this 633-nucleotide messenger RNA. The record is from RefSeq and is a predicted model, not a curated record. Lineage: Eukaryota; Metazoa; Arthropoda; Malacostraca; Decapoda; Penaeidae.